Molecule: messenger RNA, 3702 nt
Organism: Dromiciops gliroides (monito del monte)
Lineage: Eukaryota; Metazoa; Chordata; Mammalia; Microbiotheria; Microbiotheriidae
Gene: CSGALNACT1
Product: chondroitin sulfate N-acetylgalactosaminyltransferase 1
Exons: 9
Coding region: 487-2070 (527 amino acids)
Cellular component (GO): Golgi cisterna membrane
Molecular function (GO): glucuronosyl-N-acetylgalactosaminyl-proteoglycan 4-beta-N-acetylgalactosaminyltransferase activity
Source: RefSeq, a predicted model, not a curated record
CACAUAGUAGGUGCUUCAAAAGGCUUAUUGCAUUGGGUUGGUCUGGCUAGAUUAAGUUUGGAAAGCUUGCUGGUUGGGCCACUUCCUUGGCUGGAACACUGGAGAAACAGAAAGCUGGUGAUUUAGAAAUUCAAACCUCUGCUGGCACUUGGGAGCUCCAAUGGAGGGAUCUACCUGGUCUUCCUUUAUUGCCUGCACUACACUGUGAAGGCUAUGAUGAGAGUUAAUGUGAGGACCAGGAGGUGUUGCUCAGCUAAUUGCCUCAGCCUCACAGCCCAGCCGGAGCAAAAGUGGAAAGGAUCUGUCUUGCUGAGCCUGAAAGAAAGACAUUGAAUGACUUAUGAGAGAUGGAUGAAAGUUGCCCAUGCCUCUUCAGACAUGUGUUCUCUGUGAUUUAGCUCAGGGGAAUCCUCCUGUGGGGGCCCUGGCGUUCUGGGAUGCCCCGGCGGGGGCGUUGCUUGUGUUGAACGCAUGGCAGGUCCUUGAAUGACGAUGUUGCGCCGGGGACUGCUGGCCUGGAUUUCUCGGGUGGUCCUUUUGCUUCUGUUUCUGUGUUGUGCUGUCUCCGUCCUUUACAUGUUAGCCUGCACCCCAAAAGGAGAUGAGGAACAGCUGGCAUUGCCCAGGGCAAAUGGGCCCACAGGGAAAGCAGGCUACCAGGCAAUUCUUCAGGAGCAGGAGGAACAGCACCGCAGCUACAUCAGCAGCCUGAAGAAACAAAUAGCCCAGCUGAAGGAUGAGCUCCAGGAAAGGAGUGAGCAGCUCAAGAAUGCACAGUACCGCUCUGGUGACUCGGGGGCUCAGUCCGAGAAAACCCAGGCCAACCUUCUGGAGUUCCUACAUUCUCAGGUGGACAAGGCAGAGGUGCACGCUGGCGUCAAAUUGGCCACAGAGUAUGCGGCCGUUCCUUUUGACAGCUUCACCUUGCAAAAGGUGUAUCAGCUGGAGAUGGGCCUCACCCGCCACCCAGAGGAGAAGCCGGUGAGGAAGGAUAAGCGUGAUGAGUUGGUGGAGGCUAUUGAGUUGGCCCUUGAGACUCUGAACCACCCUGAGGAGGAGAGCAACCCAAAUCACCGCCCUUAUGCAGCCUCUGAUUUUAUAGAAGGGAUAUACAGAACAGAAAAGGAUAAAGGCACUUUGUACGAGCUCACGUUCAAAGGAGACCAAAAACACGAGUUCAAACGACUUGUCUUGUUCCGACCAUUUGGCCCCAUCAUGAAAGUAAAAAAUGAAAAACUCAACAUGGCCAAUACACUUAUCAACGUUAUCGUGCCCCUGGCAAAGAGGGUGGACAAGUUCCGACAGUUCAUGCAGAACUUCAGGGAGAUGUGCAUCCAACAAGAUGGGAGAGUUCACCUCACCGUGGUCUACUUUGGAAAGGAACAAAUGAGUGAAGUGAAAGGAAUAUUGGAGAACACUUCCAAGGCUGCCAACUUCAGAAAUUUUACGUUCAUCCAGCUGAAUGGUGAGUUCUCAAGAGGCAAGGGGCUCGAUGUUGGUGCCCGAGUUUGGAAAGGAAGCAAUGUUCUCCUCUUUUUCUGUGAUGUCGACAUCUACUUUACCUCGGAUUUCCUCAACACAUGUAGGCUGAACACACAGCCAGGGAAAAAGGUGUUUUACCCAGUCCUCUUCAGUCAGUACAAUCCUGGAAUAAUUUAUGGUCAUCAUGAUUCAGUUCCACCCUUAGAACAACAACUGGUUAUAAAAAAGGAAACUGGAUUUUGGAGAGACUUUGGAUUUGGAAUGACUUGUCAGUACCGGUCAGACUUCAUCAAUAUAGGUGGGUUUGAUCUGGACAUCAAAGGCUGGGGAGGAGAAGACGUGCACCUCUACCGCAAAUACCUGCAUAGCAACCUCAUUGUGGUUCGAACUCCUGUGCGGGGGCUUUUCCACCUCUGGCAUGAGAAGCAAUGUGUGGAUGAGCUGACCCCUGAACAGUAUAAGAUGUGCAUGCAAUCCAAGGCCAUGAAUGAGGCAUCGCACGGGCAGCUGGGGAUGCUUGUCUUCAGGCACGAAAUCGAGGCCCACCUGCGCAAACAGAAACAGAAGACAAGCAGCCAAAAGACAUGACAUCCUUUGGGAUGCGUCUUUCUUCUCUUGGAGAUUUAUGGAAACAGUCACUGUUGCCUGGAGGAGGCUUUAGAGAAAAAUGGGGGGAAAAACCAUCUCACAGAUUAGGGGUUAGGGGAGAAUGACUGUAACCUCUCUCUCUCUGCCUGCACAAAGCUUAAUAAGCCUCCACCAAUUGCCCCAGUUCACUUGGCAAUUUUUGACAAAGGCAGAGGUGACUGUGAGGUUCAAAGCAGAUGAGGGCAGAAGAGUGUUCUGAUUACUUACUGUGUUGAUUUCAGUAAGAUGAGAUCUAUUGUUUUCUGAGCACCUUGAGACAUUAAUAUAUGAAGGUUAGUGUCUUUAACUUGGACGGAAAGGCAGUCACAUUUAUUUCUAAGGAAAGGAAUAUCAGAAUCCAGACUCUAAGACUCUCAAAAACUGCAAGAUCUAAAGGCUGUUUGGGGGCGGGGGGAGGGAGAGGUAUGACAUUUGGAACUUUUGUGCAUUCACUAAUCAAAACCAAAAUGAACCAAAAAUUAAAAGCCAUAUACAUAUAUUUUAUCACUUUCUUCUAAGAUUAACCAGAAUUAAUCUGUCCAUCUGUUUGGUAGUAAUUCUUAACUGUCUCCAUUUGUUUAUUUUAUUUAAAAGUGCACUUUUUUUCGCUUGUGAUUUAUAUUCUGCUUAUUUAAAUGUCAAUUUGCAAGCCUUACUGAGAGAGAGCACAACUUCCUGUACAUUUUUAUGUGUUUUUUUCAGAAGACAUUUUUAGAUACAUUAUGUGAAUAUUCAGAAGUUCAUAGCAUACAACUCAAGAACUACAUGAAAGCAGAUGCCGUAGGAUGGAUGCAUCCUGUCAGGUAGGCACUGAGCUUGAAACCAUUUAGUAACGUGAAAUGCACAGCUUGGGGCUAUUGAUAAGCAAGAGACAUAUUGAUAUGGCUAUCUGGAGAGUACUCCUGAAAGGAAGAAAUUGAACACUGGAAAGGAAGAAAAAGAUUUUUCACUUUGAUAGAAGGGGGAAAAAAUCCUUGUCGAUCAAGGCAGGUGAUUUCUUGCUACAUUCUAAAUUCUUUGUACACAUUUCUCCUCAGGAAAACUGGGGACCACUUCAACUAAACCAAAGCAAGCUGUGUGAACCAAACAAUCUCUUUUCAAAGCAGGGUGCUCUUCCUGGCUUCUGGCCUUCUUGAGUUAAAGUGCAGAAAAAUCUAUUUUUGUGAACAAUCACUGGAUUUGUCUCAAGGAAUGGGAUGAAUUCUUGUGCAUCCUCUCAUCCCAGUCCUUCUGGGGUAAAAAAGAGCCCAUUUUUCAUCAACAGUUGUUCUCCUUGGCUACCAGGACACUUCUGGAAAUCACGUCUUCUGUUUCCAAUUGUUGUUUUAAUAUGGCCAGUUUUGUGUGGUUUCUACAUCUCAUUUCAAAUUGGUUGAUUCAUUAGCCAACAACAGAUGCAUGGGCCAAGUUACUUACUUGCUUCCCUGCCUUCUGUUUGCCCACCAUGAACUCAUGGCUGAAAAGCUUCCCAUUCAUUCAAGCUGGUGUUGUGUAAAACAUGAAUUGUAAUGGUCUGUUCAAGUAGUUCGUAACAAUUUAAAUAAAAAACACGAUACAUGAAUGUUAAUGGCAUUGGACAACUAAUAAAAGAAG